AUGGUGCUCGAAAAAUUUUCUACUUUGGGUCGUGAUACUACCCAUGGUGAACUAUUAGGUCUUAAUCGAAUCCUAACACGAGACGCUGAGAAUGUCAAGGCUGUUCUUGCUACCAAUUUCAAGGACUAUUCACUUGGCCACCGUUAUGACGGCAUGUAUCCAUUGCUUGGUGACGGUAUUUUCACUCUCAGUGGUGAGGGUUGGAAACAUUCUCGGGCCCUGUUGCGUCCUCAAUUCUCCCGUCAACAGGUGUCGCAGCUCAAAUCGCUCAACACUCAUGUCAACCAACUUCUUAGCAAUUUCAAGCGUGAUAGUGCUAAAGAUCAUGGCCGUGGGGUUGGCUAUUUCGAUUCUCAAAUCCUCUUCCAUGACUUGACUCUUGAUACUGCCACCGAAUUUUUGUUCGGUGAAAGUGUUGAUGCUUUGGCCAACGGUAACCGUGAAGUUCAAGGUCCAGAAAUCAAGGUCACUGCCAAACAAUUCGCUACAUGUUUCAAUGCUAGUUUAAGAACUAUUUUAUUACGUCUGCAGGCCGCCAAGUUCUCAUAUCUUAUCAACCCCAAACACUUUCAAGAGGAAGUCAAGAUCUGUCACAACUUUGUCGACUAUUUCGUGUACCGCACUCUGGCUGAGACCGAAAAUGAAAAAGAUUCAGAAGAAGAUGACGAAAAGUCGUCGUACAUCUUCAUCAAGGAACUUGCUAAACAUACCAGAGAUCCCAAGGUUAUUCGUGAUCAAUCGUUCAACAUUCUUCUUGCUGGUAGAGAUACCACUGCUUCACUACUUUCAUUCUGUACUUUCCUUCUUUCGCGAGACAAGCGUGUCUGGGAGAAACUCAGAAAAGAGGUUUUGGAUAAUUUUGGCACCGAUACUGAACAAAUCACUUUUGAGAGUCUCAAGCGAUCUACUUACCUCAACAACGUUAUUAAUGAGGUUUUGAGAAUGUAUCCUAUUGUUCCAUUCAACGCCCGUACUGCCAUUAGAGACACUAUUCUCCCCCGAGGUGGUGGCCCUGACGAGUCGGGUCCUGUGUUUGUUAAAAAGGGAACUCCCGUUGCAUACAGUACAUAUGCUAUGCACCACAAUCCCAGAUACUGGGGUGAAGAUCAUGCCGAGUUCCGUCCUGAGAGAUGGGAAGAGAACCAGCUACACAUGUGGGACUACCUUCCCUUUAACGGCGGACCCCGAAUCUGUCUUGGCCAACAGUUUGCUCUUACUGAAACCUCGUUCACUCUGGUGAGAAUCGUUCAGACCUUCAGAGACAUCGAGCCUCUACCGACCGCUCCAAAAACCUACAAAGACCUCCAGGGAUUGGUGAGCUUAACUGCCUCUGUUCACGACGGAGUCUGGGUCAAAUUUAUUGAGUAG
Sugiyamaella lignohabitans is the source of this 1368-nucleotide messenger RNA. It is a transcript of the gene DIT2, whose product is annotated as Dit2p. Gene Ontology annotation, molecular function: oxidoreductase activity, acting on paired donors, with incorporation or reduction of molecular oxygen, reduced flavin or flavoprotein as one donor, and incorporation of one atom of oxygen; iron ion binding; heme binding. Bases 1 to 1368 code for a protein of 455 amino acids. NCBI's taxonomy places the organism in Eukaryota, Fungi, Ascomycota, Dipodascomycetes, Dipodascales, Trichomonascaceae. The transcript has a single exon. The record is from RefSeq and is a predicted model, not a curated record.